GUGUUCACAGUCUCAAAAUAUUUAUACUUGAUAAUAAAGUAAUUUCUAUGUACAGUAAUGAGGGAAAAAAUCAUUAUUAAACCAAAAUGUACUUAAUCGAUUUUUCCAACAAAAUAUAUACUUUAAUAAUGGUAGAAAGUAUGAAAGGUCCAUCACGUUGAAAGCUGGCUUGGAGUAUAGUUCAAGACAUAUCAAGAAAAAAAAUCAUUACAACAGAAAGAAUUCGAGCGUGUGCAAAUAAAACAAAGCCAAAUCAAACUGCAUGUCCAACACUUGGCAGGAUUUCACGUCGCCACAAAGAUUUAAAUGCAUGGAAAAGUUGUUAUUAAAACGAUACUGAUGAAGUCAGAAAACAUCGAGGAAUACGGGAGUAGGAGUGUUUUGCCAGUGUCAGUUGAGUGGAAUGUACCCAGACUGUAACGGAUGAAGGUAUUUGUAAAGAUCGUGACCGUUUGAAGAUUGGGCUUUUGAACAAAUCUUUGUUGAUCGACGACGCCUUGCGUUGGGACUUUUGCACACUCAAACACAAAUGAGUGGCUAAAUCCGUUUUAGACAUUGGCUUAAGACUGCGAUAUCACCACCCAAUUGUCUCCGCGAACUGGGAACAAAGAGGGAAAUUGGAGAGAAACCUCGUCUUAUCAUGCUAACGUUUAGCAAUCAAUAGCAAACAGCUAUAUGAAGCCGCCAUGGCGUCUAAUGGGAUACCCGGAGUACGGAACAUGGGUUCAUAAAUCUCAAACAAAAUGUUAUCACUUCCUUCGCUGCUGUGUCGUAAAAACUACCAAAAAUGUUAUCAUUUCCUCCGUUACUGUGUCGUAAAAAGUACCAAACGUGGAAUGAUGAAAUCAAGCUCCAAGUGAAGAAAUCGGCCAAAGAGGAAGUUCAAACAGCGUCGGUCCGGGUCCCUUGUGCCGAUAUUUACGAUGUAGAUAACGAGCAUAAUUACAUCAUGACCAAGGCUCUGAAGUCUUAUAAGCUCCAUCGAGACAAGGAAAAGGCGGAAACGAGGCAACAGCAGUUACGGUCUGCUUACAGACGGCGAUGGCACGCGCCCUUAGUUCCAAGUAGACUACGGACAAAGUCGGCAUCACAGGUGCGACCAAAGACUGCGGCUGACGUCAUUCGCGAGGUUGAGGUGGCCAAUAACGAUGAGAGAGUGCAAAGGAAACCGACAUCCAUAGAAUUAUCCCGAAUAACGAUAGCAAUGGGGGAAUCUCCAAAACAAAGCAACUAUCUGCGGAGGAACAAAACUACGUGGAUGAGCCACAGUUUCCCUUCCGCUUCUUAUCUGAAUCAGUAUGUUAAACUGAAUCAUCUGAACCAGUCACGUGUUGAAAAUUUACCGCCGGCGGGAAAACCCACCAAUACAAACAGACCACAGUCGGCGUAUGCCUACGAUGGUGGGAUGUUUACUCCAACUAAAGCAAAACAUGACUACUUCGUAAUACAUCCAGACUGGGUUUCUGAGGCGAUGACCAUACAGAAGUUAAAUUUAAGUCGUCGGCCUAACACUUUAGUGAUGUCGGCAUCCGAUACUUGGCCUGGUCGCCGGUGUAAAAGUGCACCCCCUCAGAACAGGCGAAAUCCAAUCACGUGGGACAGUACUAAGGAACCGGAACAUUAGUCCACCUGACUAGUCGUAACAGAUAUUCCGAUAGUCCUGGGCAAAAAGAGGUAUAGCGCAUUUGCUGACGAUACGGCCGACUCAGAAAUCUAAAUGGAAAACACCGGUUUCCAAUAAUAGACUGGCGUGUUAUAUUAAAAUAUAAGGCCAACGUUUUUGAUGUUUCGUUAACCAAGAUAAAUGACUGCUGCAGUUUAGCAUUACUGACAUUUAUAUGAGUCGUUCUUUACUUAAUAAACCAUUUUCCUAUUUGGAAUGAUGAACAGUACAAUAUUUUCAUAUUACACAACAAUCCUUUUACAAAUGGCAUUACUUAAUUCACUGUUCUGACAUGACUGUAGCGCCUUUAAUAGAUGUCAUCAGUUCAGUUGCCUUUGGUUGAUAAUUCGAGUGUUUAGCUUUGCCUAAAUAUCAUAUGACAGUUGCUACAUGAGUUUUUAUAUUUUCUUUUUAAAAGUCAAACUGUAUAACAGUUCUUUUCCUCCCUUGACAUAUUUUUACUUAUUACAUGCUGUGCAUUUGUGUCCUUUUUCUUGUAGUAUUUGUUUAGCUUUUCGUCAGCCACAUUACGGUUUGAAAAUCCUGUGCACACAGUAACAUGUUAGUGUAACCAACAGAACUACAAUGAUCUCGGAAUAACUUCCCUUUCUUUAAGUCGUAACUUGCAAAUAUUAGAAGUUAUGAUGAAAAUGACUAAUAUUUGUUAUAAUAUAUGUAUCACAUUUAAAACGCACACACACAUCCCUCAGGAAAAUGACCCCAAAAAAUGAAAAGCGGAAAGAAAAAAAGAUUGGAAAAAUAUUGGAGUUGAACUCGGAAUGUAUGGUUUAAGUGUUAGAUUACCGAGCACCUAAACCACUAGGCCACCCAGGGAUGCGAGUUUAAAGGUUUAACGUUUGACAGGCUGCUAAAUCUAAAGGUAAAUUUUGAGAAUGAUUUUUUCAUAUUUUAUCCAUUUUCAACAAGAGGACCACCUUAAACCAAAUUUCCUCAAACGGACUUAUAUACAGUCAUAAUCAAGUAAAAAAUUUCAGUGUUUUAUUUCUGGUUUAGGGUGGCCUUUUGCAACAGUUUGCAAUUUUUUAUGCCCAUUACGUUACAUCUACUAUAUACUCUAUAUAAUCACGGUGAUGUUUAUGCUUAUCAAAUAAAGAUACUAUCAACAUAUCGAUAUCUUUAUUAAGUAAUUUGGGUAAACACAAGUAUAAAUUGACAUUGUAUAGCAGAAUAUUUGUAAAAAAUGAUAUUCAAGAAAAAGGUAUUUAUGUUGGCAAAAAUUGCAUACCAAGUGCGCUACACCCCUUUACUAGCCUCCGGCUUCCUGACUAGAGUUAAGUGUCGAACCCUGCGCUAUACCCCUUUACUAGCCUCCGGCUUCCUGACUAGAGUUAAGUGUCGAACCCUAUUUAUGGCCCCAUCCUUCCUCCUGCAGCUUUGAACAAACUCGAAUAUCCAUUACUCGAUAACAACUCAAGAGCCCC
Ostrea edulis (European flat oyster) is the source of this 3105-nucleotide messenger RNA. RefSeq lists its product as uncharacterized. Bases 788 to 1624 code for a protein of 278 amino acids. Lineage: Eukaryota; Metazoa; Mollusca; Bivalvia; Ostreida; Ostreidae. The record is from RefSeq and is a predicted model, not a curated record. The transcript has 6 exons.